This is a messenger RNA of Naegleria gruberi, 3960 nucleotides long. RefSeq lists its product as uncharacterized. The transcript has 2 exons. Gene Ontology annotation, cellular component: PcG protein complex; transcription regulator complex. Bases 1 to 3933 code for a protein of 1310 amino acids. Gene Ontology annotation, molecular function: DNA-binding transcription factor activity, RNA polymerase II-specific; RNA polymerase II cis-regulatory region sequence-specific DNA binding. Gene Ontology annotation, biological process: regulation of transcription by RNA polymerase II. The record is from RefSeq and is a predicted model, not a curated record. NCBI's taxonomy places the organism in Eukaryota, Heterolobosea, Eutetramitea, Acrasida, Naegleriidae.
AUGACGACAACCAACAAUAAAGGCAACCUGUUGUUAGAGCAACAACAAUCAACAACUCUAGAUAAUCAUCACCAUCACAAUAAUCAUCAUCAUUAUAAUUACCAGCCUCCCAAUUACCAUCACCAAUAUCCGACGUCAUCAUCAAGUAACACCUCUGUUGUUGCAUCAAAUAAUAAUACUAAUAACAACAACACGGCAACCACAACGGAAGAAACCUUCAUGCGAGUCGGUGUUAAUCAUCAUCACAAUUUUUCUCUUGUUUCUUCGACAACUUUUCCCGCCAAUCAAAAUUACAACAAAAACAACCCAAUAUCAUCACCACAACUUCAACAAUAUGUAACAACAUCAAGCACGAGUGGUCCUUAUAAUAUUUCAAGAGCUAAUAGUGCUAAUAAUUUAACAAUUAAUAAUGUUGGUAAUGUUAAUAAUAAUAAUCAAGGAACUAAUUUGGUUCAAUCGGGAUUGCCACCCACUCAAAGUAAAUCAAAAUUAAUUGAUGAUGAGAGUAGUCAGAGUCAUCAUGAUCAUAUUGCACCCUCAUCCUAUAGAGGAUUGCCUUCAUUUCAAUUAUUUAUGAAUAAUAAUAGUAAUAAUAACUCAUCAAAUUCUACAUCACCUGUUUCACCUGCUGGUUCAGGUGGAGGUACAUCACAAGGAGGUUUAUCAUCACUGAAUCAAUCAUCAUCGGCUGGAGUUUCUCCAAAUAAUCAAAUGAUUGCCUAUGAGAGACAUCGAUCCCAUUCAAAGAAGAAUAGUGGAGUUUCUCCUCGAAAUACUCAACAACCAAUUCCUUCAAUGCCUCAUCAGGUGACUUCACCAUCAUCGACUACAUUUAAUUUAUCUCCUAGAAAUCAGCAGCCACAACAACAGAUCAACCAAAGUACUUCUACUCAACCGAUUGCGAAAGAGAAUGUUGUUAUUCCAAAGAAGAGUCCACAUUUUAUCAAAAAUUCACCUAUUGGAAUAGAUAAUAGAAAGAAUGUGAAUAAUAGUUUGGGAACAUCAACAAAUUCAACUGUUUGGUCAUCAUUUUCUUCAUCUCCUCCAAUUGGUGACAAUAUUAAUCCGAGUGCAAUAUUUUCCAGUUCUCCGUUCCCUAAAGGUCCAGUUAUUACUUCCAAGUUGAGAAUUGAUGAUGUUAGGUCAUCAUUAAUUGCAACUGGAAUUUUUGCAUUGACUAGAAAAUUUCUGAGCACACCAUUGUCAACUUCAGUGCCAAGUGGUUCGACCAUAGAUGAUGACGAUGAUGAAGUAGUGAGCAGCAUGAAUACACCAUCAUUGAGUAAUAUUUUAAUUCCAAAUCAUUUUGGUGAGAGUGGUGACUCCAAUCUCAAACCAGGAAGUAGUUACAAUCGUAUGGAUGCUAGUAGUGGAAAUUUAUCAAACUUUGGAUCAUUGUUGCAUGCUUCGAGUUAUAGUUUUGGAGAAAAUCAAGAGUUGAGAUUGUCUGGAACCUCAAAAUGUCUCCUCACAGCAGGCGACUCUAGUGAAUUACUCUUUAAUAAUAGUAUUUCUCUAUACCAGAGAAUCAAAGAGGACAUGAAUGCAGAUGAUCAAAAGCUUCCAGGAAUUGAUUCCUAUGAUCAGCCACCUCUUCCUGUUCAGGAAAAACCAACAAUUCCAAUAAUGAUAACUAAAGAGCAAAAAACAGUACAACCUGAACCUUUGAUUAAUAUUGUUAAACCACCUCCAACCGAACAAGAUAAUACAUCUGAAAAAGGAAAACCAAUUGGAAAAGAAUCUAAAUUCUUAAAUAUUAAUAAUAGUUUGGAAAAUAAUAAUAGUAGUCACACUCCAAUGAAAAACUCAAUGGCAUACACAUACGGUAGCAGUGCAGAUGAUACACAAAACGAUUGUUUCACUCCAAAUUUAAGACAUCGCUUCUCUCUUGGAUCGAUGAUAACUCCCUCAUUUGGUGGAUCAAUUUUGAAUAAUAUUGAAGAAGGAGGUGGGCUAGAUAUUAUUGAACCUAGUUUACCAAGAGAGGAAAAUUUUGGUACCAAGUAUUCCAAUGAUUCAAGAAGAUUUUCAACUGGAAGUUUAAUAUCACCAAGCCCUCUCACUGAUCCACAUGCUGUUAAUGCCCAACAAAUUUCUCAACUUCAACAAUUAUUGAGAGAGAACAACAACUCUUAUUCUCGCUCAUUUGAAGAAUCUGAAAUUACAUCAUCUAGUUAUUCGGAAUAUUCAGCACGUGAGGUAGAACAAGAGGAAGAUCAUGGUACCAAAAGAAAGAGAAAACCAAGAGACAAUUAUGUCGUAGAAAAGAAACAGAAAGAUUAUCCAAUGAGUCCUCAUCUUUACAUGAAUCAAAUUAUUCAACAACAACACAAUCAAGCAGCUCAGCAACAACCUAACCUUGAACAAUUCAAUUCUCAUGAUCUUAUCAAUUCCACCACAAAUGUACCAUAUAACAAUAACCAGUUACAGAGAUCUAUGAAUGUAGCUAACAAUAUGAACAAUCCACAUUUACAAACUUUCCAUAAUCUUCAACAAUUUUCCCAACAAAACAAUAGACAGUCACCAGUUCAACAAGGUGAAGAUGAAAAGUCGAAUGGCAAGAACAAACUUUUUGGAUUUUUUGGAAAAGUAUUCAAGAGGAAUUCUGUCAUUUCGAAUAAUGGUCAAAACAGUCAAGUAUCACAACAAGAGCAAAAUCUUUAUCAGCAAAAUGCUCUGUUUAAUCAAAUGCAAUUCCAACAAUUUACACAGCAGCCAACAGUCCAACAACAAUUUUCUCAACCUGCCAACGUUCCAAUCGUUUCCAAUCAACAAGAUGAUUACACUAUGAAUAUUGAUAGAAGUUUGAGCAAUCUUUCUCUUACCAACGAAGAUGAAAGCUAUACUCAACUCCUCACCAAUCCACAACAACUCCAACAAGUUCAACAACAGCCAAUAAUUAACAAUACUAAUGUCCAAAUUCCUCAAUCUCAUACCAUUUUUGUAAAUCAAAACAGUCAAAACAAUCAAAACAAUCAAAACAAUCAACAACAAUUCAUCAAUUUUAAUCAAUUUCAAAAUCCAGUCACAAAUCAAUUUAAUAAUCAACAGUUCAAUAACCAAUAUGUCAAUAAUAAUACUCUCCAACAAAUGCAGCUUAAUUUCUACCCUCAACAACAAAAUAUUUUGCAAACACCAAACUAUAUUCAAAAUGGUAAUAUGAACUAUAAUGUCAUUAACAACAAUGGAUUCAAGAUGCAAAACAUGCAAAAUCUUCAACAAAAUAUUCCACAAAACAUGCAGUUCAAUCAACAACCACAACAACAAUUGGAUUUAUCCUAUCACUCUAAUGCAUUGCUCGAACAACAGCAACAACAACAGCCACAAUAUAAUGCACCAACAAGUCCAAGACAAUUGUUGGCUACUAACAUUACCAAUGCCAUGAAUACUAGUUUGCUUAAUCCACCAAAUUACUCACCAUCCAUAUCUUCACAAGGUCAAUCAACACCAAGUACAGCAACCACAACAACAAGAACUCACCUGUUAAGGUUGAAUAUUGAUUCUAGUAGUAAUGAGACCAUGUCUAUUAAUCACUUUGUCAAUAGCUCUUCAACACUUGAAGACGAGUUGGCUGAGUUGGAUGAUGACGAUGAUGAUGAAGUAGGAUUGUCUAAAGGAGUUACAAAGGAGAAUGCUACCAAAAACUCAAAAGGUGAAUAUGUAUGUGAUGCUUGUGGAAAGGAGUUUGCCCAAUUUGCCAAUCUUAAACGCCACUUGAGACUUCACUCUGGCAACAAACCUUACACUUGCACAUUUGAGGGAUGUAACAAGAAGUUUGUUCGUCGUUCUGAUUUACAAACUCACAUGAGAAUUCACACAGGAGAACGACCAUACGUUUGCAAUGUUGAAGGUUGUGGAAAGACAUUUACUACUUGUUCCAACUUGAGAAGACAUGAACGUUCAGUUCACACAAAUCCUUCCAAAAAGAAAUAAAGAAUAAUUUAAGGUUUAUUCGAUAAA